This is a messenger RNA of Pyrus x bretschneideri (Chinese white pear), 1139 nucleotides long. Its product is annotated as protein PYRICULARIA ORYZAE RESISTANCE 21-like. The coding region runs from base 113 to 946 and encodes 277 amino acids. The transcript has 3 exons. The record is from RefSeq and is a predicted model, not a curated record. Lineage: Eukaryota; Viridiplantae; Streptophyta; Magnoliopsida; Rosales; Rosaceae. Gene Ontology annotation, molecular function: metal ion binding.
UGAGUUUAUAAAUAGAUAGAUAGAUAGAUAGACAGAUAGAUAUUGCUCUCUCCUCUCUUUCUCUUUACUUUGUUCCACCGAAUUGUAUUCCUUUUUUUAUAUACUCACUGCAAUGGGGGAAAUGGAAAAGGUUACGAUUAUGGUCCUGAAGGUAGAUCUUCAGUGUCACAAAUGCUACAAGAAGGUCAAAAAAGUUCUUUGUAAAUUCCCUCAAAUACGAGACCAGAAAUAUGACGAGAAGGAAAACCAAGUGGAGAUCAAAGUGGUAAGCUGCAGUCCAGAAAAGAUAAGGGACAAGAUUUGUUGCAAAGGUGGGUGUGCCAUCAAAUGCAUCGAGUUCAAAGAGCACGAGCCCAAGCCAACCAAAGCUAGCGAAAAAGAUAACGGCAAGAUUAAAAUAGUUAGCGGCAAGCCCAAAGAUGAUGAAAAAGAUAACGGCAAGAUUAAAAUAGUCAGCGGCAAGCCCACAGAUGAUGAAAAAGAUAACGGCAAGAUUAAAAUAGUUAAAAGCAAGCCUAAAGGUCAAGACGGGCCUAAAAAAGAUAACGGCAUGCCUGACAUAGUUAAUGGUGAUGAACAAGAUAAUGGCAAGCCUAAAUAUCCUGUUGUGAUAGGGUACCCACCGCUUGUCCCCGCAUGUUGUAUGGAUUGUUACCUGGGGCAUGCAGGUAGACCAUGCUACAGUGGUUGUGGCGGGCAGCAAUGCUACUGUCGUUGUGGUGGGCGGCAAUGCUACUGUCGUUGUGGUGGGCGGCCAUGCUACAAUCGUUGUGGUGGGCAGCCGUGCUACAGUGGUUAUGUCGAGCGGCCAGCCCUGUACAUCCGGUAUGAUGGUUACUAUGGGAGGCCUGUGUAUGACAAUUACAGUGGUGACAGCAGGGGGUAUUGUGUUACCCACACUAACUAUUUCAGUGAAGAAAAUCCCUCAGCUUGCACAGUCAUGUAAAUCAUCGAUCAUCUUGUUGGACCAUGACACCUUCUUCAAUCUCGGGAUAAUAUUUUAGCAGUGUAUGUUGGUUGCUAAAGUUGAAAAAAACUUUAGUUUUAAUAAAAAAUGAUAAAUAAAGGUGUAGGAAAAUAUAAAAAUAUAAUUUUUCGUUAAAUAUGAACAAUAUUAAGAGUGUUUCGUUUAAACUCUA